GACACCCAAAAAACAGUCACACAUUUUUUGGACAGUCACAAAAGGUUUUGUAGCCAGAGUGUGCAUUCUACUUUUCACAAAAUGCCUUCCAACAAGACUUUCCGUACCAAGCAAAAGCUUGCUAAGGCUCAGCGUCAAAACCGCCCCAUCCCUCAGUGGAUCCGCCUUCGUACUGGAAACACUAUCCACUACAACAUGAAGAGAAGACACUGGAGACGUACUAAGUUGAACCUCUAAAAAUGGUCGGUUGUACUUCUAUUUCGGAUAAUGUGUUUUUUUUCAUAUAGUGUUCCGUUCGUGCAAAAUGGUGAAAUGGAUCGCAUUUUAUUGAGUCAACCUCAUUUUCUCUUUUACUAUUCAUAUUUCGAUGUAGGCCGAUAAUUGUAGGUGGAUUUAUUGUAUGUAUUCUGUAGGUGCGAGAUUUUUGUCAAAUUGUUUGACAGUGGUAUAUACUAGUCAAUCUAUAACUCAAAAGUUCA
Molecule: messenger RNA, 479 nt
Organism: Schizosaccharomyces cryophilus OY26
Lineage: Eukaryota; Fungi; Ascomycota; Schizosaccharomycetes; Schizosaccharomycetales; Schizosaccharomycetaceae
Product: 60S ribosomal protein L39
Exons: 2
Coding region: 82-237 (51 amino acids)
Biological process (GO): translation
Cellular component (GO): ribosome; cytosolic large ribosomal subunit
Molecular function (GO): structural constituent of ribosome
Source: RefSeq, a predicted model, not a curated record